ACACACAGGGAGACAGCUCAUGGCGUGUUAGUCGUCCCCGCUCUGUUUCCCCUUUGGAAAGAUGGAGAAAAAGACGAGAUGCGCGACGAUGUGCGGACUCGCGCGCUGCGUGUCGGUGCUCUUCCUGUGCGCUCUCGCGCGGGCGCGCGCCUCAGCCAACCUGCCACCGUGCCGUGAGGGAGACUACUACUUUGAGUACACAGAGUGUGACAGCACAGGAUCGCGCUGGAGAGUGGCCAUCCCUCAUCAACAGGGCAGCUGCAGUGGCCUACCCGAGCCGGUCAGAGGCACAGACUGCACGUUCUCCUGUGAAGCAGGAGAGUUCCUAGAGAUGUCCUCUCAGCAGUGUAUCCAAUGUGCAGCGGGCUCCUACUCACUAGGCAGCGGCGUCCGGUUUGACCAAUGGGACUCCAUCCCUGCCGGAUUCAGCAGCCUAGCCACCUACAUGGAGCCCGAGGGAGCCGGAGACGAAACUCUGUCCUGCAACAAUUCCACAUGGACACCUCAGGGUACUCACUUAGAGUCGAAUCGGGACGAGUGCACGGUUUCGCUCGUGUAUGCCGUUCAUCUGAUGAAACAGGGUUCUGUCUCCUUCGACUACCAAUACGUUGACAACAACAUCUUCUUCGAGUUCUUCAUUCAGAACGAUCAGUGCCAAGAAAUGGAUCAAUCAGCCGACCAGAAAUGGAUCAAACUCACAUCUAAUGGUGAAUGGGGAACACAUACGGUGAACCUGAAGUCAGGGACUAAUAUCUUGUACUGGAGGACUACUGGCAUUCUACUGGGAGGGAAACCUGUAAAGCCUGUCCUGCUGAAAAACAUUCAGAUUGAAGGUGUGGCAUACACAUCAGAGUGUUUCCUGUGCAGACCAGGCACCUUCAGUAAAACUCCAGGCUCGUCCUUCUGUGAUCUCUGCCCCAGAAACACCUACUCGAAUAAAGGAGCUAGCUCAUGCACUCCGUGUCCAGGGACACAGUACUCCGAGGAAGGCUGGGCGGGGUGUAAGAGCAAGCCACCGUGCUCAGAGAAAGAUUACUUCCAGAUCCACACCGCCUGUGAUGCCAAUGGAAAAACACAGGUGCUGUAUCGAUGGGUGGAGCCGAAGGUGUGCGUGCACGACGCAGCCGGAGCCGUCACUCUGCCCCCUUCCGGAGAAAAGGAGGACUGUCCACCAUGCAACCCAGGAUUUUAUACACACAAUACAUCCACAUGCCUGCCGUGUCCACCUGGGAAAUACUCCAACGGCACCACAGAGUGCCGGGCAUGUCCUGCAGGAACCGAGCCGUCAUUAGGAUACGAGUACAAAUGGUGGAAUGUUUUACCCCACAACAUGAAGUCCUCCUGUUUCAAUGUGGGCAACUCGAAAUGUGACGACAUGAAUGGGUGGGAGGAGGCUGGAGACCACAUUCGCAGCGGAAUUGGAGGGUCUGAUAACGAUUAUCUUAUUCUCACGCUACGAGUGCCUGGAUUUAAACUUCCAACGUCUGUAGCUGGAGUCACAGCUAGUGAGUUUGGUCGGAUCACAUUUGUCUUCGAGACAAUCUGCAGUGCAGACUGUGAGCUCUACUUCAUGAUGGAUGUGAACAGGAAGAGCACAAACGUGGUGGAGUCAUGGGAAGGCACCAAAAGCAGACGAGCGUACACACACAUUAUGACUAAGAAUGCAUCCGUGUCCUACACGUGGGCCUUCCAACGCACCAACAAGCCUUUAGAUGUCCGUCGUUACGUGAGUGAUAUCGCGAAGAUCUAUUCCAUCACCAUCACCAACGCUCUGGACGGCUCGGCCUCGUCUUGCCAUGCUUGUGCCAUGGUGAGUCAGGAGAGCGGUUCAUCCUGUGUCCCCUGCCCUGUUGGACACUACAUCGACAAAGACACCAACCAGUGCCAGGAGUGUCCUCCAAACACCUUCCUUUCUGGACAUCACAUCUACGGACAGGAGGCCUGCCAGCCGUGCGGCCCCAGUAGUAAGAGCAAUAAGGAGCACUCCUUGUGUUUCAGUGACUGCUCGUUCUCCUAUGUGGACCAGAACCGGACUUUGACCUACGACCUCAGUGCCUUAAGCUCAGUGGGGUCCAUCAUGAAUGGACCGAGUUUCACCUCCAAGGGAACGAAAUACUAUCACCAGUUUAACGUCAGCCUGUGUGGAGCAGAGGGAAGGAAGGUGGCCGUGUGUUCGGAUAACGUCACGGAUCUUUCCAGCAAAGACAUGCAGAGCGACUCAGCCGCCUUCAACAAUUACGUAGAGACCUUCAUCUGCCAAUCAACCAUCAUCCCAGCUGAUGGGCGGGGCUUCAGGACAGCCAUUUCCUCCCAGUCCAUCAGUCUUGCUGAUACCUUCCUCGGAGCUACGGUGGAAAGCACACUGAAUGGAGUCAGCGUUCGCCCUGACAUGUUCCCUGAAACUUCUCUAAGACUCAGAGAUAUCAACUUCUUCUUUCACUCUCCGCAGGUUACAGCGUCCUGUGAACACGGUCGCAGUGCCAUCAUUAGGCUGCGCUGUAACCCCGCUAAAGGAGACCGUGGAGAGCUCACUGUGCCGAGUAAGUGUCCUGCAGGUACCUGUGACGGCUGUACAUUUUACUUCCUGUGGGAAAGUUCAAGCGCAUGUCCCAUUUGCACUGAAGCGGACUACCACUCGAUUGAGGGGGCAUGCAAGGGAGGCAUGCAGGACAUCCUGUACGUAUGGAAUGAGCCUAAGCUGUGCACGAAGGGCGUGUCGCUCCCUGACAAAAGCUCCACCCCCUGUGAAGCAGUCCCACUAUGGCUGAAGGUUGGAAUAGGGGGCGGGGCGUUCAUAGCCGUCCUCCUUAUUUCUCUCACGUGUUACUUCUGGAAGAAAAACAAGAGGUUGGAGUACAAGUAUUCCCGGCUUGUUAUGUCGGCCAAUAAGGAGUGUGAGCUGCCAGCAGCAGACAGCUGUGCACUGGCAGAAGGAGAAGGCGAGGAGAACGAAGAUGAUGUCGUUUACUCGAACACUCCCUCGCUGCUGGGGAAACUGAAGGCUAUUGCUAGCAAGGGAGAAGGAACGAGCAGUGAAUCGGUGCAGCUGAAGUCGUCUCACGCAGAGAAAUGGGUCUGGGGGUAGAACGAUGGAGUCGGGGAGGAGCCGAACAACAGCACCAACACCACCACCAACAGCAACGCACUCUACAUAAAGAGAGGGAGAAUGAGAGAGAGACUUGCAGCCGGGUGCUCGGGCAUUCAGGCUCUCCCAUAUCUCUUAACUCAUC
This is a messenger RNA of Clarias gariepinus (North African catfish), 3230 nucleotides long. It is a transcript of the gene elapor2b, whose product is annotated as endosome-lysosome associated apoptosis and autophagy regulator family member 2b. Gene Ontology annotation, biological process: positive regulation of BMP signaling pathway. The transcript has 22 exons. The record is from RefSeq and is a predicted model, not a curated record. Bases 62 to 3085 code for a protein of 1007 amino acids. Lineage: Eukaryota; Metazoa; Chordata; Actinopteri; Siluriformes; Clariidae.